Molecule: messenger RNA, 1613 nt
Organism: Pseudomyrmex gracilis
Lineage: Eukaryota; Metazoa; Arthropoda; Insecta; Hymenoptera; Formicidae
Gene: Blos2
Product: biogenesis of lysosome-related organelles complex 1 subunit 2
Exons: 2
Coding region: 394-879 (161 amino acids)
Biological process (GO): lysosome localization; endosomal transport
Cellular component (GO): gamma-tubulin complex; BORC complex; BLOC-1 complex
Molecular function (GO): gamma-tubulin binding
Source: RefSeq, a predicted model, not a curated record
UGAUGUGUUGAAUCAAUCUAUGCUAUUGGACGUUGUAGACUCGCUUACGAUCUCUGCAUCAGUAACCUUAUUCAAAGGUUGGUAACACUGGCCUUAGGGUUGCGUAUGGAAUGAGAAAGCAAAUAGAAGUGGAUAAAAGAUAGAAGAUAUCAUAUGUUAUUGACAGAUUGUAUUACCGAAUAUACAAUAGUCAAAGAUGUGAAACACGAUCUAUUUUUUUGCUAUUCACAAAUCUAUUUGAUAUCUGUUAUCUGUAGUUAAAUAAAGAAUGUAUACUUUUUGUAUUUACAGUACGGUUAAGAAGUAACAAAAGCAACAACAACGCUCACGCAAAGCAGUAUGAAGAAUUUUAAUCGCGUCUGUAAUUAAAUCGAUAUUUGCGUUGUGACAAAAAUGGAUCCGUCGAAGAGCGAGGAGCAAAUCGAGUCGACGCUUAUAGAGAAUCUGUCGGCCGAACAGAAUUCAAGAUGCGAGUCGCCGAAACGCGGCACCACGCUUUCAACCAGCACGAGCAGUUUUGAGGCGUUGGAUCCACACGAUCCGAAUUUGAGCCGAUUGGCAAACACAAUGUUUCAGAAGACCGGCGAAUAUCUGCAGGAGGAACUCACCGCCACACACGCGGACUACCGUUUGCUGGAGCGUUUGAACAAAGAAACGAUCGCGAAAUACGCGGAGUUGAAAAUUGUCUCCUCGAACGUGGUGCAAUCGUUGGACUCGUUGAAUGACAAAUAUCAAAAACUACAGCCGAUUCUUGACAACAUCAAUCAGAUUGAUGACAGUGUCAGCAAGUUAGAGCAAGCCGCAUACAAACUUGCAGCGUAUUCUAAACGAUUGGAAGCUAAAUUCAAGGAUCUUGAGAAAGAUAUGAAGAGCAAGUAAAAUUUACAUUUUUACAAACAAAUUUGUUCAUAUCUUAUAUACGAUAAAAGAUAAAUCACAAUAUAUACAUAAUUGAUAUACAGAUAAAAACAUAGUGUAUUAUGAUCAAAUGGUUUUAUAUUUUAUUCUAGUUUAUUACCGAAAUAGCUAAAAUUUGGCCAUAUUAUAGAACAAAACUAAAAAUAAUCAUUAUUGCUAAAACCGAUACAAAUCUAUAAAACUUUAUAAUUUGAAUUAUAUUAAUUAAUUUGUACUCUUGAUUACGAAUAUAGCAAUAUUAGGAUGUAUGGUUUUGUAUAUAAUAAAAAUGCAUAAAAAAAAUUUGUGACUUAUAAUAAUUAAAUUUCAUUAAAAACGUUUGCACACAUCCCUACCGUAUCUAAACUUUCUCGAUACUUAGUUUUUUUUUAAAGACAAUUUCUUUCUCAAAUAUUCUAGAGUUUUGCCCUUUUUUUUAUAUGAUGUAUGUUAAUAUGAAAUAUAGUGUAAAAACUCUUACUAUGUGUAAAGAAAAAUAAAAUUUGAUGGAGUUAUAUUUUAAUUUUCUUUAAUUUAUAUCAUAUCUGCUUUCAAGUUUUAUAGAACAACAAUAAAACAAAUACAUAUAAUUCCUUGUCUUAACAAUUAACUUUUACUAAAAUGAUAUUGUAAGUAUGCGAUAUAAAUCACAUACUUUAUUAUGCUGUGUAGUGUAAAUGUAAUCUAUUAAAUUCGUGACUGAUAAGUCAUGUUAU